CCCGUAUACCGUACGUAGCUCCAAGUCACGAUCGGUUGACACUGCCAUAAUUUCUUUGCCCAACUUAUCGAGACGACACGCUUGAAAUUACCUGCGCAAAAUGACUCAAAAUCUCCCCGCCGACUUCUUCAUCUUCACAUCCAUCCGUUACGAACCCUCCCUCCGCGACGCCACCGUCAAUCUCCCCUACUACCUGCUGCCGUUUCAUCUUGCUCGUCUGCGCACAGCGGCAGCCGCCUUUGACCUCCCAAAGGUCCGCGAGAUCCUGGAAGACGAGGAAUCGGCUCUGUCGCUGCUUACAACAACCGUCAACAAUGCCGUACCCGACAAGACCAAGCCCUGGCGCGUCAACGUGCGGCUCACGCCCGGCGGCCACGUCGCCGCCUCCGCCACUUCCCUCCCGCCGCUGAAGAACAACAUCAUGAGUCUCCCAGACGUCGAGGCGUUGCCUCAGUUUCUGCAGAAAGAGGUUGGCCGCCGCGGGCUGACGUACUGGGAUGUGGUUGUCGACUCUCUGCCCACGCCCGCGUCGCUCUUCACCGGCCACAAGACCUCCGUCCGUGACAUGUACAACGCCGCCCGAGCGAGAGUCGGCCUCGUGUCCUACGACGAGCCGCGGGAAAUUCUGCUCUGGAAUGAGAACGGCGAGGUUACCGAGGGCAGCAUCACGACUGUGUACCUGUGGCGUGAGGCUUCAGGGUCCGGGGCGCGGCGAUUGGUGACGCCGCCGCUGCAGUGCGGCCCCAACGCCGGCUCGACGAGGCGCUACGCGCUGAGCAAGGGGUUGUGCGACGAGGAGGCCGUCAAGCUCGAGGAGCUCAAGGACGGGGAUGAAAUCUGGCUGAGCCACGCGAGCGAUGGCUUCUUCCCCGGUCGCCUACGGUUUCUCAACAAGUAAUGAAUGGUUCUGCGUGGACUGGGACUUUCAAUUUAGCACUGAAAAUAAUGGGCUUGGAGAGUUUGGAGCUUGUCAGUGAUCAUUUCGCUCCAGCCACGGCGCAGCAGCCUUCAUCAGCUUCUCAUGCACCGUCCUGUCCCCUGCCCUGUCUAGCACGCCCUCGUAGACGUCCUCGCCAACGCGGCGCGUGAACUCCAGAAACGCAAUCCACGCAAAGUCAGCGUAGCACGGCUCCUUGCCCUGCAGAAACGGUCCGUCGCUGGCUUUCUCCGCGUACAGGGACGUGAUGUCUCGCAGAGGCUUC
Purpureocillium takamizusanense is the source of this 1202-nucleotide messenger RNA. RefSeq names its product Aminodeoxychorismate lyase. Gene Ontology annotation, molecular function: catalytic activity. Bases 101 to 898 code for a protein of 265 amino acids. Lineage: Eukaryota; Fungi; Ascomycota; Sordariomycetes; Hypocreales; Ophiocordycipitaceae. The transcript has a single exon. The record is from RefSeq and is a predicted model, not a curated record.